Anarrhichthys ocellatus (wolf-eel) is the source of this 3670-nucleotide messenger RNA. It is a transcript of the gene umad1, whose product is annotated as UBAP1-MVB12-associated (UMA) domain containing 1. The coding region runs from base 307 to 726 and encodes 139 amino acids. The transcript has 4 exons. The record is from RefSeq and is a predicted model, not a curated record. NCBI's taxonomy places the organism in Eukaryota, Metazoa, Chordata, Actinopteri, Perciformes, Anarhichadidae.
AAUACUUCUGCUACAUGUUUCCGGUAACAUGAUUUGUGUAGGAACUGUAGGUAGUGUUAUAGUUUCUACACGAACACGGACCAUAUUAUGGUCAGUGACGUCAGCGUCAUAACAUAAUACGGUUACAGUACCGACGGAAGAUUCAUUAACUUAGGUUAUAGCGUGUGGUUUACUAUAGUUAGCGGGGCCAUGCUAAGCUGAUACGGGCUGAAGUAAACCGAACUAACUAAAACACGAGCGAACCAUGAACUGAAUGUAUUGCCGUAUCUGAACCCGAGGACAACAAGACACAACGACAAGGGAGUCAUGUUCAGCUUCCUUGGACUCCGGAAAGACUCAAAGAAGUCAACACCCGAGAAGGAAGCGGAUGGAGGCUUUGUUAUCAUAGGAGAGACAGUUGAGGAGCAGAGGAGGAAGAUGCAGACCAUGAUCAUCGCACAGCCGUCGACAAACGUCAUCGUGCAGCCAUAUAGGUCUUCAUGUCCGGCUCCAGCUCCCGCAGCGUUUCCUCUCACAGCCACAGCAGCAGGGACUUUGGCGGUGGAGGCCUCGGCUCUCUCGGAUCUCCUCGGGGACGUCCCUUUCACUCUGGCCCCCCAUGUCCUGGCCGCACAGGCGGGGCUCCCCCUCAUCCCCGAUGUGCUGCUGUCCCGGGACAUGAACUACAACCUGGUUAACUUUCAGUACGACUUCACUUUAGAAAACUCUGUGCUUCACAGCGCCUAGUCGGUUAGGGUUCUGGUAUCGGCAUCGGCACCGGGAGUUCACGCUCUGGGGAACUUCGUCUGAUUGUUGGAUAUUUGAGGGAUUCCUGCCCUGCAGCACACUGAACAAGUACAUGUGAUUCUGUAGCAUUAUGAACAAGUAGAAGCUUACAAGAUUAGAUGAAACAUAAAAUAAGUGGUGGAACUGCAAAACAUAACGUUUCUGUUAUUAACUCUUAUCCAUUUUCAAUGCAGUGGCAUUGAACUCCAAAGACUAAUCAUUGGAAAGGAAGCGUCGUCAUUUCACUGGCUGUACAACUGAUGACGGGGAAAACAUUGAAAGACCUGAUGUUUGACAAAGUUUGGGUAAUAAUAUUACUGCUCACCUUUGUUGUCUCUUUCAAAUAUGUUGGCUUAACCUGGUAACCUUGGUUACAACCCAUCUGAUCAUGGGCCCAGGUCAAAGGGGAUCAGGUUUUAGGCCUCAGGCCUGGGUUGGAUUCAUGUUUGGUUUUCAAAUGUUUUAGACAUUUCUCUCUCUAACUGUGCCAUUCUUCUGGGUCUGCGUGUCUUUAUUUGCGAGCAUAGGUAGAGCUUCAGGUCUCUGUAGUUGGGCUGGGUCUUGCAGACCCGGGUACGUGCCAGGUUCAGGUCUCAGUUUUACGUCCACUGACUGCUGUUUCUUGCCCCGUCACACUUUUUUUUAGCGAUGCCUCAAUUUUGCCAGAUCUCGGAUAUCAUUUUUGAGAGUGCCGGCUGUUUAUUACAGACAUGGAGGGUUGCCAGAACUACAGAAACCAGGUUCUCUCAAACUGAAAUGUCCUUUAUGUGAUUGUUAUAUUUGAUUGCACAGAAGCUUAGUACUCGGACAACAAAUAGCAUUCAUCAUGAAUGGAAAACACAGUAGCACUAUUUUUACUAACUACAGCUCUUGUGUAAUAAUUUGAUACGAUGUGAUUUAUAUACUAGACAUUAUAUAAAGCACUACCUGUAACUAAUGCUUUGACUCUUUUACAACAGUUCUUCCCUCCUAAUCUCACAUGUUUUCAUUUAGCUCCCUGAAUUUGGCCCUCCUUCUGAUCCAGCAGAAUCUUGUGCCAGCUUUUUGUUUAUUGUAUUAUUCAUUCUGUCUGCCAUGACAGCAUGUACUGUACUCUGUCUAUACCUAAGAGAUGAAGCUGUAUGAUUCAUUGUUACAUUCAAACGUUGAGGAGUGUUUAAUUGAUGCUGAAGAGUGUUGUGGUUCUCCUCCCAGUGAUUUGUGUCAUACUCUCCUCUCUGUGGCUCCGAGUUUCUAACAGAAAAAACAAUGUUUGCAUUCACAUACAGUCUGUCCUCCUUUGCUCUUUUUUAAAACCUUAUGUUACCGUCAAUAAAAGUCAAUAUUACCUUCUCUGUUAUUUCACAUUUAAUGUCUUCCCCUUCCUGGUAGGCUUUUAUUGUAAAAAAACGGCUGAGUGGAAGCGAUUGAAAAUGAUUGUAAGAAACUAUAAUGUAUGUUAAAACUCAGAGCAGCAGAGUGAUGAGUCUAGUUCAUUCUUUUUCAGCCAGGCUGUGUAAUCGACGGCCUGCUUUUGUUCUUAUUUGAGUCUCAGCCCUUACCUGAAUAUCAUUUUUAAUCUAGGAAGGUCACGUACUUGCAUAAACCAGGUAAACUUUCUUGUGUUUUCUUGCAGGUAAACGGAGGGGUUGUUGACUAGAUUGAUGUGUGCAUCCUGAUUUGAAUCAUGUUCUCGACAGAUAACUUGUUGACUCGAUUCACCUCUUCACCAGGCUUCUUUUGAGUUACUGUAAAUAUGAGCUCUUGAAGUGAACAAAGAGAAGAGGAAAUGCAUUUACAUAGAGUCACGAUUUUACCCAGGACUUUACCAAGUACUGUAUUUGUACCUCUUGAUUGUAUAUAGUCAAAUUUGGUCUCUUCAAACCUGCUGUGCCUUUUAAUAUACAGUCCUUUAGAAGCAAACACUAAGAUCUUCUCUUAGACCAUGUUACUCCUUAAGUUAAAAUUCACACCUGUCGGCAACAUAUUCAGCUGGUUGUAACUCUGGAUGGCAACUUCAUUUACAAAUACAUUUUAAGAGUUUUGUCUUUUGUGACUUUAAUUUGUGACUGUCUCUGCAUAUGAGAGAAAUGUUUUAUAAUCGAUUAUAUCACAUUCAAUAUGUAUCAUUUAAUUAUAUAUCUUAAUAAAAAAGGAUGUGUGUAUGUAUAUGAUAAAAAAAUGUACCCAGUAAUACAAGGUUGAUGUAUUUUUUGGACCUCAUACAACUUAGCGUUAUUGUAACUAGCAUGUAUUGUACUGUGUGUAUUGUAGAGGUAUGGUUUUGAGUCACAUGACUUGGACUCAAGUCAGACUCGUCAUGAAUCGGAUGACAUAGAUGUGUACCUCUGGCCUAUGCCAGACAUACAUAGUACUGGGGCGGAUCUGUGACAACAAUUGUCUGCAAAACCCUUCUCCCGGCUCUGAUGUCCAAUCAAACUUCCAUCUGCGGUGCCUGGCGUGCAGUCCCAUUUGUCAGAAGGUGCACGUCGUGUCACAAACCAUCUCUGUGGCCUUGUGUGAGCUCUGCCCAAGCUUUUCAGUAGAAGUAGAAAUUAGGCUUAAGGGUGACCUGUGGCUGUGUUUAAAAACAUCAGCAUGCAAAACAUUUACAGGGAUAACAUACUAUGGCGCACUGGAACCGUUUUCUUUUUAAACAUUUCUUUAAAGGUAAUAAAUGAAUUUACUAUAUUUGUAAAUUUCCUUAAAAAGCAAUUUGGGGAUUAGUGUCUUGCCCAAGGACACAUCGACAUGGACCGGAGAACCUGGGGAUUGCACCGCCGAUCCUCUGAUUGAAGGAUGACCCCCUCUGAACCACCUUGAUUUGAGACUUGACUUGGGUCUGCUUGUUCCUGAUACAGGAUUAGAUUUGGGACUUACCUGUAUUGAUCAAAUAAGAUAACCCUUUAUUAGUCCCACAGUGUUG